AAAAGUCCGAAACGACCAAUACCGCUACCACGAAAAUCAAAGCAAGAUGCUGUAUCAAGUAUUGACGAAAGUAGUACGAAUCGAUCAGAGAAAAUUGAAUCUCAGUCGUCAACUUCGAGCAGUGCAAAACUGAAAUUGCAAUCUAGUAAAGAGACGGCGAUCCUUAUUGAGAGCAGUGAUGAAGAACAAAUCACUGAAAAGCAAUUAGAUAACGGCGAAUUACGAGAGUGUGACGACUCAAAGCCGAACGAAGGAGCUUACACAUACAAUAAACUUAUGGCAAUAACGGUUCACAAAACUGAUCGAUUGCUAUUAGAUUCACUUGUAGUACAUCCGUUAGUUAAAGUUCACAUUGUAGAUAUGAGUAGCGGCAAUUACAUAUUAAAAAGUGACAACAAUCGGGCCGUAGUCUUCUAUUACGAAAAUAAAGGCAUAGAGUACAUUACACCGUUACUAUGCAAACCAUACGAUCUUCACAACAAUCACUCUGUUUGUCCGGAAUGGGAUGAAAUGUUGUUGAUCAACGAAGAUAUGACUUACAUACUCGAACAAGGCGUAAUUAUUUUCUUUGAACUGAUAGAUUUUGUGAGUUUUUCCGUGGCCAAUUCACAAACAAAACCAGAGGGUUGGCACAAGAUAGCGUGGGGAUUUCUAAAACCGCUAGGAAAAAAUGGAGAACUAAACAUUAACAAAAAGGUUCGUUUACAAUUGUAUCAAUCCCAUAAAUAUAAAAAAUGUCCGUCGAAUGUCUGCCCCAUAUUUCACUGGUGGAAGAAGAAAUUGGUCAAAUAUCCUUCGUCUCUCUACGUGAGCGUAUGCGAAAUCGAACCACCCGAGAGCACUACGAGAACAUUACGAUCGAAAACGCCCAUCCAACCGGAACGCGGUUCCUCCGAGACUUUAGAAACCGAUCCCGACCACCGGCGCAAUUCGCAGUUAUCGAACGAAAUUACCACCAUGAAGAAACAAGACCAAAAAUUAUGGUCCAGACUGAAUUACCAAACGUGUAAGUUGCCCAAUCGACGUAUUGCCGAACUUCCCAGUUUUAAGGAGGGCUGCUUCGUAAUGAAAUUCAGUCACGACGGUCUACACCUCUCUUGCGCCAUACAAAUCGACGCAAUGUACUUCGUAGUGCUGUACUCGGUAAAGGCGCUAGAAGAGAUUUACCGAUAUCCGGCCCAUCAGGGGAUGAUUUACAACAUAAAUUGGUCGGCUGAUGAUCGUUACAUCGUCAGUAGCUCCGCCGAUUGCACUGUGGGAAUUUGGAAUUUCGAACAACGCAGUUUUAUUGAAAUGCUGCCUCAUCCCAGCUUCGUGUACGCGAGCGAUGUUGAUCGAAACAAUACGAUUGCAACGGGUUGUUACGAUUAUACAGUUCGAAUGUGGGGACUUUCAUCCGAAACUUACGACCUGCUGCAAGAGUUGGAAGGUCACAAGGGCUACGUAACUUCCCUGUGCUUUGCGAGUAACCAUCACUCUUUGUACUCGGCCGAUUCGGUUGGAAUCGUAAUCGAGUGGAGGAGAGGUGAAGAUUCUCACCACCUUUGGAGUUUUAGCAGGGAGUACAAGUGGAUAGAUUUAAAGGAUACCAUUAUAAAUCAAAUUGUGUUACAUAAAAGAGAGCGUCGACUCUUAAUACAUGCCCGUGAUAGCACACUACGAUUGGUGGACCUUAAGACUGGAUGCACCCUUCAAUGGCUUCAAGGAGAAACUAACAAUAGGUUCAGAACAAUUUGUAGUUUUUCACCGUGCGGCACGUACAUAUUUGCAGGCGGCGAAAAUGGCACAGUAAGCGUUUGGAAUGCAGAUUUAGGCGAUCUGAUUGCCACUUAUGAGCCAUUCAACAAGCAGAGAGUAACGAUUCAUUGCGUACAGUUUCAUCCACAUGACAAUAUUUUGGCGAUUUCUCAUUAUGGACAUAACGUUCCUAUUCUGAUUGCAGUGUUUGAUCAUACUAUAAGCGGGGAGAGUAACAUUGGGUUGAACAUUUUACAAAGGGACGAUGAAGUGCGCGUUGACUAUAACCAGGUUGGUACGAAGACUGAAAUUGUGAGAAAGAAGUCUAACAUGGUAGCAGCAAAGGGGCGUAGAAUUAAGCUUGAAAGUGUUAUAGAAAAAAUUAAUCAAAUUAUGGAGACACCAUCCAGUUAAAUGUGAAAAAAGAAAUGACAUUUUUUAA
This is a messenger RNA of Photinus pyralis (common eastern firefly), 2179 nucleotides long. RefSeq names its product jouberin-like. Gene Ontology annotation, cellular component: ciliary basal body. The annotation marks the transcript as partial. The record is from RefSeq and is a predicted model, not a curated record. Gene Ontology annotation, biological process: motile cilium assembly. The transcript is spliced from 6 exons. Gene Ontology annotation, molecular function: protein binding. Lineage: Eukaryota; Metazoa; Arthropoda; Insecta; Coleoptera; Lampyridae.